UAGAAGAUUCACAUCAAAUCGAAAUUUAUGUGGAGUGAUCUACCAACAGAAAGAGUUAAAAGAGGAAACCCGUAAUACGAUCGUUGGUUAUCGGAUUGUGGCCCGACGAACCGCGCUUGUAUAGUUCUGCAAUUCACAUGCUCCUCGUGCAGAUUUCAGGAAUGUCCGGAAAUGCUUUCUACGGGAGCUAGAAGCCCGCUUCCCCAUUUUUUCUUUCAUGUCGAUUGAAUUCGACCUCUAAAAUCGAUCAUCUAUGUGAAGACUUGCGCUGAUAGUUUGCAGUUUGUGCAAUUUAAUCUCCACGCCUCUCCAGACUCUCAUCUUUCUCUACCUGACAUUACUAAUUCAUGCUUCUAGGGUUUUUUCCCGACUGAAAACUGAAGUAUUGAGAUGGCGGACCCGUCGUCGCCCGGUCGGAGCUCCACGACCAUAACGGAUCUCGACAUGGACAGUCUGACCCGUUGCGCGAGUUACCUCAGCCUUCGAGACAUCUCGAACAUGGCCAUGUCGUGUAAAUACCUCAAUAGAGCUGCGUACUCUGAUUCUAUCUGGCAAUCGCUUUACAGGAUUCCCAUUGGAGUUAGCAGGGAGGAGUGGCCGCAUGUUGUAUCUCUGAGGUCUUGUCAAGAUUCCAGCAUCAGAGAAGCUUAUCUGUCUAGGCAUACUGCUUUACAUCAGUUUAAAUAUGUUGAUCCCCUACUCUGCGACAUAUAUACAGUUGGAAAGCCUCCACACCACAUACUAUUUGACAAAAACAACAUUAUAUUCUCGCAGGGUCCAUCAAUACACACCUUGAACAAUGACGACCUCAUUAACGGAAACAUCUCUUUUCUGACUCGUGGUAACCAUAAUGCUAGAAUCACUUGUAUGAGAUUGUUUUCACUCGGUGAGGCGUAUCUACAUCAAAGUGAGUCUGAAAAAGAUGAUAAUGUUCUGAUAACAUCAAGUAAUGACCAUUUUAUUCGCCUAUGGUCAAAGGGAGGGAGCCGAUGCUUCAAAGGUCAUCAUGGCCCAGUGUUGACCCUCUCAAAUGAACUAUUGGGCGAUGAUAAUGGGAAACUGUUUGCUAGUGGAGGUGAAGAUGGUACUGUUCGCCUCUGGUCCAUCAACUCCUCUGGAAAGCGAGGCCAGCAUGCACUGAAAGCUACACUUUACGGACAUGAAAAAGCUGUGUCACUAAUGUCAGUUGCUGGGCAUAAAACAUCUCUGCUGGUUAGCAUUUCAAGGAAUGGCAAGGUUAGGGUUUGGGAUACCACAUCAGCGUCAUCUUCUAUUCGUUCUUUAUGUUGUGUUGGAAUGACAUCUAUACCUCUCUCACCUGUGGGUAUGAAAUGCCAUGAGAAACUGGUCUAUGUUGCUGCUGGGUCCUCUGUAAUUGCAAUUGAUUUGAGAACAAUGCAUAGAGUCUUCACAUUGGUCCAGCAAGCACAAAUACAUUCAUUUGAAUUUUUGCCCUCAAAGUCCUUACUUUGUACUGGUGGAACUGGCAGAGCGCUUCUCUGGGACACCAGGAGAGUUUCCAAUACAGUCAAAGUAGAACCAAGUGCUGAAUUGGAUGGACAUGUCGGCCCUGUAAAGCUAUUGCACAUGGAUCUACACAAAGUUGUUACGGGCGGACCAGAUGAUCCUCUUGUCAAUGUUUGGGAAGCCAAUACUGGUACACGGACAAAUUCUUUGAUUUGUUCACCUCAAGAUAGAAUGGCGGAAGGCUUAGGAUGCUCGGCAAUGGCUGUGGAUGGAUGUCGUAUUGUUACUGCCAGUGGUGACGACCAAGAAAACACCAUUGUGCGUUUCAGAGACUUCAGGGUUGCUACCUGUCAUGUUUCAUCGAAUCGAUCUGAAGCAAAUAGUUCAGCCGUUUCCAAGUUCUGGGGUCCCCAUUCAGACAGUGAUUCAGAAGAAUUAGACUGGCAGUAGUAGUGAACCGUGGAAAAUUGGAAACUAUUGGCUUUGGCUAAGAGACCAGCUCUCUGCCUGUUCAGUCGCUCAUUCCUGACCUUCUAAGUGGGUUCUAGCUUGAGCUGGCAUAGUUUGUUCCCCUUGUAGGUCAAGGUUGAGAAUCCCUACGGAAUGGACGAUUAUUGAUCCUUGCUUUGUUAUGAUGAGCUUGUAAAUAAUUUUGCUAAUCAAACCCCAAAGGAACCUCAGUUUUGCCA
This is a messenger RNA of Sesamum indicum (sesame), 2156 nucleotides long. RefSeq lists its product as uncharacterized. The record is from RefSeq and is a predicted model, not a curated record. Gene Ontology annotation, molecular function: protein binding. NCBI's taxonomy places the organism in Eukaryota, Viridiplantae, Streptophyta, Magnoliopsida, Lamiales, Pedaliaceae.